Messenger RNA from Aureobasidium pullulans EXF-150, 3590 nucleotides. RefSeq names its product ankyrin. Gene Ontology annotation, biological process: regulation of barbed-end actin filament capping. The record is from RefSeq and is a predicted model, not a curated record. Lineage: Eukaryota; Fungi; Ascomycota; Dothideomycetes; Dothideales; Saccotheciaceae. The transcript has 4 exons. Gene Ontology annotation, molecular function: protein binding. Bases 1 to 3372 code for a protein of 1123 amino acids. Gene Ontology annotation, cellular component: cytoplasm; nucleus.
AUGUGGCUGAAUACGCUCUCGCCAUCGACAUUUACGAACCGUCACCAUGCUUCCUUAGAGAGGCGAAAGGAAGGAACCUGCCUUUGGAUGUUCAAGGAAAAAGCCAUGAAACAAUGGCUAGAUGGCACAAUGUCUACGUUGUGGUGCCCGGGAGAUCCUGGAAGUGGGAAAUCGGUAGCUAUGUCCAUUGUUGUCGAGUAUCUAGAGCACCUUCGCGCCACAGAACAUAUCGCUGUUGCUUACACGUACUGUGUUUACAAUCAAGAGCAUCAAACUGCUGCCAACUUCUUGGCAAGUUUGAUAGCCCAGGUCUCUAGACAGUCUGCUGGAAUCCAUACGGAGCUGAGAGAAUGCUGGAAGAUAUACCACAGUGGACCCACAAAACCAUCCUCAACAGAAUAUGUCAGACUGCUCAAGGCGAUGCGCGGGCAUUUUCUCAAGUCCUUUAUUCUCGUAGAUGCUCUGGACGAAUUUCCUGAGAUAGAGAAACGAUCACUCUUACGCGAACUCAAGACUCUAGUGCCAGAAUCUCGAAUCCUGAUCACCUCCCGAAACAUACCAUCCAUCAAAAGUCACUUCGAAGAUGCUGCAUGCAUGCAGAUCCGAGCUCGAGAUGAGGAUGUCAGAACUGCUCUCGCUGCUAGGAUAGACGACGAAGAAUUCAUGAGCUGUGCAGUGGACGAGGACCCUACCUUACGUGACGACAUCAUCAACACGAUCAGCCAAAAGACCAAAGGAAUGUUUCUUGUUGCUGAGCUGCACAUCACAGCACUGUCGCAGGAGGAAAGCAUACGCGACCUUCGUGAGACACUCGAAGCUUUAUCCGGUGAGAUCGCGAAGACUUACAGCGAGACCAUGAUCCGUAUCAAUAAACAGAAGCCUAAGCAAGCCGAGCGCGCUCAUCAGGUAUUCUGCUGGUUGACUCACGCCAGAAGACCUCUAGAACAGAGAAGAGCCUUCGAUCCUGACACCGGAAGAUCGCAAUCAGAACGGAUCAAUGUUGUGCGAUAUGUUCAUUAUACAGCCCAAGAGUUCUUCGACAAGUCGCCUGAGCAGAUCGGCCCGAGAGGACAUCAUAAAAUCGCCAAGACUUGUAUCAGUACUCUCCUGCUGGGAGCGGAACCUGACGAAGAAAGUGUUGAGUCACUUGUAAAUCUGCAGAACACCUACCCCAUUGUACGAUACGCUGCUCAGCACUGGGGAAAUCAUGUUCGACUUGCUCUCGAAGCAGAUGUGGCGUCGCUCAUCAGGGAUGAUGUCAGACGACUUCUUUGCUCAAGGACUAAUUUCAUUUUCUCAACAUGGAUAACACACGCGAAAGGUGUCCACUAUUCCACGUAUGGUCGUCCAGAACUUUCGGCUUUGCAUGUAACAGCCGCAUUUGGAAUCACUAGUAUGUUGGAAGAUGCACUGGAGAUGCUACACGAAGUCAACGUGGAUGUCCGCGAUUCACGUGGUCGGACACCCCUACAUUGGGCCUGUAAGAAUGGACACUAUAGUACAAUGAGCAGGUUACUCGAGCUUGGAGCGGACAAAACCGCGGUAUGUCGUGACGAAAACAGUCCUCUGCACUUUGCACUCCAGAGUGACAACCAAAAGCUUAUCAUGGAGCUCCUCAAUGGAGAUGGAAAUGUGGAAUUGAGAGGCGUCCUAGAGACUGCCAUCGAUCGUGGUCAUCAUGCUGUUUUGAAAGUACUGCUUGGAAAACUACAGUCUGAACAGCUGGGCUUUGCCCUAGUGGAGGCGGCAACUCGCGGUGAAGAGUCUACUGUACGCCUGAUCGUAGAGGCCAUGGACCCUCUUGGCGACUAUAGAGAUCAUUUCUCUAAGGCUUUGCUCUCGUUGACGAUAGAGCUUUCGGAUCCCCCUUCCAAAGCAAGCUUUUCGAUGAUGGAUCUCUUGCUCGAGAGUGGUGCAGAUCCAAACUUCGACGAUCACGCGAAUAAGUGGGAACCCUUAACACCUCUUUCCUUCGCAGCCAUGUCGUUGGACGCUGUCAUAUAUCUAAUUGAGCAAGGCGCUCUGGUCAACUUUCAAGAUCAUCUGGGCCGGACGGUUCUGCAUUCGCCUGUCAACCGUGAGACAGCCACUUUUCUCAUAGCCAGAGGAGCAGAUGUCAACAGUUGUGACCUCGUUGGCUCAACUCCAUUACACACCGCUGCUGCUCAUAAUCCGGAAAUGCUCAGCCUUCUCUUAGAACAUCAUGCGAAAGUCGAUGCACAAGACGAUCAUGGCAUGACAGCCCUCAACACACUCAUGAAACGAGAGCAAUGGAAUAUGAGCGACACGACUAAGCAGUCUAGUCUCGAACAUCUACUGCGGUACGGGGCCAGUGUCGAUUUGAAGAACGACGAAGGCCACAUACCGUUGCGUUAUGCUGUCUCUCAUGGGAAAUGGACAACUUGCGAGACCCUCCUGACGUGUAGCAAGAUGGGCAGAGAUCGGAUUUUUCUUGAGCAGCUCACUAGUCUCUAUGCUUCUCUCCAUGGAUACAUGCAGUCUUUUCGUAGGGACGAGAAGCUUGCGCAAAGAGUCGAGGGUAGAGCACGUUUCGAAGCCGAGAUUGCCGAUCAGCUGCGCUCACUUGAUGAGAGGCAGCUACAUGCCAAUAAGGAUCUACUGACUCUUGAUAUACCCUGUCAGCUUUCGAUGCACUCCAUCGUUCGGCGGUUUCUAGAAGCGGGUGCAGAUCUCACACCUCAGCAGGGAUCUGAGUCGUUGGUGAUGAUGUCCCUAAUCUCCAUUCGCUUUUGCAAUCUAGAAGAGGACACUGUUGCAACACUAGAGCUCCUCCUGGACCGUGGAUUUUCGGUAGACACAUCGGGUGAUUACGGCACAAUUUUGUGUGCGGCCAUCAUUCACGACUUGACUAAAACAGUGGCUAUGUUACUCCGAAGAGGUGCCAACCUCGAUAUUGGCGGCCCAUUUGGCUCGCCACUAAUGAUUGCUGCUCGCGGAAAUUGUCGCCAGCUGUUGGAGCUUCUCCUAGAAAAUCGUAUCGAUGUCAACAAAGCCUAUGAAAGCACUGUGUAUUUGUCCGGUUAUGAUUUCCCAACAGGUAUGACAGCGCUUCAUAUGUGCGCCGCAUCAGAACACUCUUCUGAGAACGAUGUUCGCCUGCUACUCAGCUAUGGCGCUAACCUCGAAGCUAAGAAUGCGGACGGAGAUACUCCUUUGAUUCUAGCAGUGCGAUGUGGCAGACUUCAAACAGCAGCUGCUCUUCUUGCCGCAGGCGCGGAUACGUCUGGUUCAAAUUCUCUGACAAAACAAUACCGGAUACGCGGCGUAUACGAGAUCGACUUCCACGAGGCUCUUCGUCUGGUUCAGAAGGCACAUGAUCAAAGGACUGCCUUGAAGGGAGAUGGUUCAUAGAGCCAGAAUUCUCGAGAUUUGAACACCGAUGUGGUCAUUGAGAUAGCGGUUGACGGAGGACCUUGCUCAGGAUCCUCAGAUUCGAGUCCCACGCGUGUCAACCUUCGAAGAUGUACUUGGUGCUAGCAACAGGAUGUUCGCAGUUCUUUGGGGUACUAGUCUUCUUCCUGAGCGAAGCAAAAAGGAAAGAUAUGAGUUCCAUACUGCACGGUGGAGAG